AUGGCCAUGUGCUCGCUGGAGCCGGCUAGAACCUGCAGCCCCUGUGGCAGGAAGCGAAGCGCUUCCCUCAGCAUCUUUGCCCCUGCACCGCAGCAGCACCUGGAGCUGGCGCAGGGUGGAACCGGCACCUCCAGCCCCCCCUCCUCCAGAGCGGGGAACGAGGGGUGGCCAAGCACGCCAGGAGCCACGCUGGGAACAUCGCGUCUCCGGGCAGGGGAUCCCCGGGAUGCCGCCCCAGCACCCCCAGAGCCCCCGAGCCGCGGGGAUCAGCCGUGCCAGGCAGCCCCGGGCUGGGGCGGGGGACAGCAGGCGGGGGCCACCAUCCGGGACAGCCGCACGGACUCUGUCCCGGCCUUCAGCCUGCGGCUUGGUCAAUCCAGCAGGACCUGGUGGCCCCUCGCCGCCGCCCGGCGCUCGCGGCCCCGCGGGUUUUUGGGGCAGGAUUUACCCCAGGGAGACCCACGGAGUGGCUGGCAGUCCCACCACAGCCCUGCCUGGAGGCGCUGCUCCAGGUCCCCAAACCCACCUCCCCAUCCCACCGAGGUCACGGGGAUCCCUGCGGAAUCCUGCGCUCGGGGAUCCCCGCUGCCCAUUGCGUCUCUCCCGCAGGCUCCGCUGGGAUCCGAGGGCUGGCUGGGGGAGCCGCCGUCGCGCCAGGACCCGGCCAGCCAGGAGGCCAUGCUGCGGGUGCUGGACGCGGGGCUGGAGCGCUGCCUGGCGCUGCACUCGGCCGUGCAGUGCAUCCCCGUGCCCCGGCACAGGAAGCUCUCGGGCAAGGCCGGCAUUGAUGAGGUGAUGGCAGCCGCGGUGCUCACCAGCCUCUCCGCCAGCCCGCUGGUGCUCGGGCACCCACCGGCCACUCAUGCCCCAGAGCCUGGCAGCGAGGUCUGGAAGGAGGCUCCUGCCAUGUCCUCCAGCUGCAGCAGCAGCAGCAACACCAGCGGGGACUGGAGCUGGGACCCCUCCAGUGACCGAUCCACCCCCUCCACCCCGUCACCCCCUCUCUCCAGCCACGUCCCCAGCACCUUCCUGCCCGGCCCACUGCCGGAUGAGGGCCCUGAUGAGCCCGACGGCACCCACUUCGUCUUCGGAGAGCCCACCCCACGGAAGAGGAAGAACUCCACCAAGGUGAUGUUCAAGUGCUUGUGGAAGAGCUGCGGCAAAGUCCUCAGCAGCUCCUCAGGGAUGCAGAAGCACAUCCGAACCAUGCACCUUGGCCGGAAAGCCGACCUGGAGCAGAGCGAUGGCGAGGAGGAUUUCUACUACACGGAGCUGGACGUGGACGUGGACGCGCUGACCGAUGGGCUCUCCAGCCUCACUCCGGUCUCUCCCACCUCCUCGGUGCCUCCCGCCUUUCCUGGCCCCGAGGCUCCUCCUCCACCAGUGCUGCCCAUCCUCGACCUGGCCCUGGCCUCCCCCUGCAGCCCCCCGGCCCCCCCUGGCCGCUGCCACGUCCACACUGACCACGCGUACCAGGGCUGCCGGACCCCCCCACGACCACCGCUGUCCCCCACUGUCCCCACCCCACCACCACCCAAGCCACCGGCCGUGCCCAGGCGGCCGCGGGGAGAGGCCAAGAAGUGCCGCAAGGUGUACGGCAUGGAGCACCGGGAGAUGUGGUGCACGGCGUGCCGCUGGAAGAAGGCCUGCCAGCGCUUCCUCGACUGACGGAGCCCCGCCGCUCCCUCCUUCUUGCACAUUUUGCACUCGAGGUGCCUUCGCGCCCCCCCGGCCGCCCCCCCGGACUCAGGGAACGGCCCCCCGAAAGCUUUAUGCACACACACGGCCCCCCCCGCCACGGAGCUUGUCCCCCCUGCCUUUUUUUCCCUUUGAAAAUAAGCUAAAUCCAACAAUCCAACCCCGCUCCUUUCCGGCGGGGGCUGGCAGGGGGUGUCUGGCUGCUCCCGGCCCCCUCCCCACUCCGGUUUGGGGACCCCCCCACGGCUCAAAUAAGCUGUGCCUGUGGCCAGCGGGGGCUCGGAAAAGGGGGUGUCCGUUCCCAGCCCCAGUGCCCAGGGCAGAGGUGGGCGCCUGCCCCCCCUCACCCCCCCAGGGGGGGUUUUUACUCUUUGUAAUGUCAUUUCUCUCUCUCGUUUUGGGGAGCCCCCGCCGGGGCGAUGCCCCGGGAAGUGCCUGCAGGAAUGCGCCCAUUUGCACUAAGCCAAACUGCACAAAGAGGGGUCUUUUUGUUUUCCUUUACUUUUAUUUUUUUUUUUUCCUUCGUGUGGUUUUUAUUUUUUAAAUAAAAUAUAUGAAAAUCCGUAUUUUUACAUACUCCCUCCCACAGCACGAGAGCGCGUGGGCCACGGCGCUGCAGCAGCGGGGUUCCUCCAGCCAUGGGUGGGUUUCGAGGGGUUUAAUUCACUUUAAACCCCCUUUUUACCCAAAAAAACCCCCCAUUUUCUCCUCAAAACCCUUUCUCCCCUCUUGUCCUGUCAUUCUCCAGCCCAGGCAGCAGCUGGGGUUUGGCCAGGCCAUGCCACCCUGCUCCUGUCCUCAUGCAGGGAGGGGACAGGGAGGGGUGGUGGCCCUGCCACCCUCCUGCCCUGUGGGAAGGUUCCCUUUGCAUCAGGGAUGCCUCACUGCAGGGUCCCCCCUUGCAGGGGGUCAGACACUGCUUUGGCCCCGUGGGUCAAGGCUGGUGCUGUGCCCCUACUUGUCCCCUCCAGGGAUGUGAUGUAUCAGAUCCAAAAGAAAAAAAAAUAAAUAUUUAGAUUUUUUUUA
Parus major (Great Tit) is the source of this 2724-nucleotide messenger RNA. It is a transcript of the gene SLC2A4RG, whose product is annotated as SLC2A4 regulator. The record is from RefSeq and is a predicted model, not a curated record. The transcript has 9 exons. Lineage: Eukaryota; Metazoa; Chordata; Aves; Passeriformes; Paridae. Bases 1 to 1668 code for a protein of 555 amino acids. Gene Ontology annotation, biological process: regulation of transcription by RNA polymerase II. Gene Ontology annotation, molecular function: RNA polymerase II cis-regulatory region sequence-specific DNA binding; DNA-binding transcription factor activity. Gene Ontology annotation, cellular component: nucleus.